UGAUGAUAAAGUUUCCAACACGGGCAAGCGUGCGCGAAGAGCCUCGGCAAUAAACGAGCGGUACCUUGUAACUUACAAAUCAAGCCUAUCGCGUGCUCAAACAAGCAAAUCUUUAAAGCUUCAAUUGGUACCUCCGAUAAGCAGCUCAAAGACAGAGACUUGUCGUAGAUUCCCAAGUGUCUACGAAAACCUCCGCGGUCACUUUCAGGACUAUCAAUUCCUAUCUCACAACCCAGAACACCGCUGAAAUAACAUCGACUUCACCCUAAGCCGCAACACCCAACAUGGCACCACAAGACUUGAACCGAGGAGUCCCAGGCCUUGAAUACUUCACGCCUCAACACCUCGUGGAUCCAGGCACUCCUUUUCCCUCCAGCCAAUCCACUACCCCCACACCAACACUCUUCACCCCACUAACAAUCCGCUCCACCACUCUUCGGAACCGUAUCCUGGUAGCACCUAUGUGUCAAUACAGCACAGCCUCGCAUGGCCCCUCCACGGGCGCACUAACAGACUACCACAUCGCCACACUAGGCCACUACGCCUUGAAAGGCGCGGGACUCGUCUUCAUCGAAGCAACCGGCGUCCAAGCCAACGGCCGCAUUUCUCCAAAUUGCCCUGGACUAUGGACGGAUGCGCAGAUCCCCGCGUUGAGACGAGUGAGCGAUUUCAUCAAGAGCCAGGGGAGCUUGAGCGGGAUUCAAUUAGCGCACGCGGGGCGCAAAGCGAGUACUUGCGCGCCCUGGAUUGCCGGUGAGCAGAAGACGCAGGGUGGAAAGAGGAAGGUGAGCGUCAAGGCUGAUCUCGAUGCUGGUGGGUGGCCGACGGACGUCGUGGGUCCCAUGGGCGGAGAGGAGUGGACGUGGGACGGGAAGAAGCUCGAUGAUGAGAGUGGAGGGUACUGGGCGCCGCGGGCAUUGAGCGAGAAGGAAAUCGGUGAGCUCGUGCAGGACUGGGCGAGUGCCGCGGCAAGGGCUGUCAAGGCAGGAAUUGACGUGAUUGAGAUUCAUGGUGCGCAUGGCUAUCUGGUUCAUCAAUUUCUGAGCCCGGUUUCGAAUCAGCGGACGGAUAGUUAUGGUGGUUCAUUCGAGAAUCGCACGCGGCUCUUGAUCGAGAUCAUCGAAGCGAUUCGCAAGGUCAUUCCAGAUUCGAUGCCGCUCUACUUGCGCAUCAGCUCGACCGAGUGGUUGGAGGAGACCGACGUUGGCAAGAAGCACGGCAGCUGGGACAUUGAGAGCUCGCUUCGGCUCGCAAAGUUACUCCCGGGUUUGGGUGUGGAUUUGCUGGACGUAAGCAGUGGAGGCAACUACCCAGCGCAGCAGAUCAACAUGUUCGACUCAAAAGACUACCAAAUCCGCAUCGCCGCUCGGAUCCGCGCUGAGCUCAAAAAGGAGAAUCUGAGUCUCUUAAUUGGUGCCGUAGGUCUCAUUACGGAAGCGGAGCAGGCGAGAGAUAUUGUUGAGGAGGGUGGGGCGGCCAUUCUCAAGAACGGUGAUGCUGAAAUUGCCAAAGAAGCUCAAGCUGCCGUCACGGUCACGGAGGCAAAGGCAGGGAAAGAGCCGCUGGCUGAUGUGAUUCUGGUCGCAAGACAAUUUAUGCGUGAGCCGGAAUGGGUUUUGAGAGUUGCCUGGCAGUUAGGCCUCGAUGUCGCAUGGCCGAACCAGUUCCUGAGAGUUCGGUUUCCCAAGCUAUGAGGGAGCUAACAUACAUGAGUUUAUCAGCGAUGGCAAGACGAUAUGUAAAGCUGUUAGUGCAUAGUAGACAGAUAGACACACGAAGCACAUAUAGACGAACUCUUCAUGACCACCUGAUGGUUACUCUAUAGAAGUAGCGGUUUCGGUGAUUGCUGCUAGGCAGAUUUGUCGAGGUAUUCUAAAACCCCGCAAGGGCUUGACAGAGCAGAAUGAUGACCGAGAUUUACCCAAAGGCUACAUGCAGCUUCGCUUCGCUCUUAGAUACAGGGCGAGAUUACACUACUCCCCAUAUUGUUUAUGGCUCGUGAACGCCUCUGGUUGUGUCAAGGAGAUAAGACUGGAAAGGGUGAUCAC
Messenger RNA from Cucurbitaria berberidis CBS 394.84, 2048 nucleotides. RefSeq names its product NADH-dependent flavin oxidoreductase-like protein. Gene Ontology annotation, cellular component: intracellular anatomical structure. NCBI's taxonomy places the organism in Eukaryota, Fungi, Ascomycota, Dothideomycetes, Pleosporales, Cucurbitariaceae. Bases 285 to 1694 code for a protein of 469 amino acids. The transcript has a single exon. Gene Ontology annotation, molecular function: NADP binding; FMN binding; NADPH dehydrogenase activity. The record is from RefSeq and is a predicted model, not a curated record.